Messenger RNA from Perkinsus marinus ATCC 50983, 297 nucleotides. RefSeq lists its product as hypothetical. The record is from RefSeq and is a predicted model, not a curated record. The coding region runs from base 1 to 297 and encodes 98 amino acids. NCBI's taxonomy places the organism in Eukaryota, Perkinsozoa, Perkinsida, Perkinsidae. The transcript is spliced from 3 exons.
AUGCACUACGUGUUCCACCGUUUGAAUCAUACCGUCGGAGACGCCCUCGGAGACCCCAAGUGCAAGAAGCUUUGCUCUGAAGUGGAGGGUGUAUUGAGGAUAUGCUAUAAUUUCCUUGCACAAAGCUCAGUGCAGAAGAAUGCAUACAAAAGGGUUAUCCAACACUUCACGGCAGAAACUCUCCCGGUAGCCUGGUGUGAAACCAGGUAUAAGCUACAAGACCUGGACCAGGGCGCUCAUGGGUUGCGGAAGUAUUCAUGGAAACAUGAUACUGACGUGAAUGUCUUCGCGAAGUGA